AUGGGCGGCAACCAACUUGCCGACCCGCGCGAGAAGAUUCUCGGCCGUAUGCUGAAGCUUCUCGAUGAAGCAGCCUCAAAGGGCGCAAAGCUGGUCGCAUUCCCGGAGCUGGCCUUCACAACCUUCUUCCCGCGCUGGCAGAUCGACGACCCGGUCGAGAAGGCCAAGUUCUUCGAGCCCGAGUCUGUAGACGACCCGCAGGCGAUCCUCAAGUCACCAAACGCUAAGCCGCUAUUUGACCGCGCGAAGGAGCUGGGCACAGAUAUCUACGUUGGGUAUGCCGAGCGAUGGACGGACGAGGCGGGCAAGUCGACGGAUUACAACACCUGCGUGUACUACUCGGCGAGCGAGGACAGAAUUAUAUCAAAGUAUCGCAAGAUUCACCUCCCGGGCACGGUCGAGCCUAUUCCCGACAAGGGCACUGGCGUCGAGCAGCAGCUGGAGAAGCGCUACUUCACUCCGGGCAAUCUGGGAUUCCAAGCCUUCCGUGUACCGGGGCUGGUCGAUAGCGCCGUGAAGGCCGAGUCAGCGGACGGCAAGGACCCCAAAAGCCUGGUGGGUAAGGGCGACCCGAUCAUGGGGAUGAUGAUCUGCAAUGACCGGCGGUGGGCAGAGGCGUGGCGCAACUACGGCCUGCAGGGCGUCGAGCUCGUCAUCGAGGGCUACAACACGACGCUAUGGGCGCCGCAGUAUCAGGGCACGCACGAGGAGCAGGAGAAGGAGUCGCUGUUCCACCACUGGAUCUCGUGCCAGAGCGGCAGCUAUACGAAUGCCUGUUACAGCAUCAAUGUGGCCAAGUGCGGCAAUGAGGACGGCGGGCUGCUGAUUGCGGGAUCGGUCAUUUAUGAUCCGAACGGUCAUGCUAUUGCUGAGUCGAAGACACAGGGCGAUGAGGUGCUGGUUGCGACGAUUGAUCUGGCCAAGUGCAGGAAUGGCAAGGAUCGCAUUUUCGAUUUCGAGAGGCAUCGUCGGGUAGAGCACUACAAGCGUCUUGUCGAGCAGACUGGUGUGGUAGAGCCGCCGCUGUUGAGCACGAAAUCAAACGCGAAGACUGUCCAACCGGCAGUGGUGUAA
Molecule: messenger RNA, 1074 nt
Organism: Phaeoacremonium minimum UCRPA7
Lineage: Eukaryota; Fungi; Ascomycota; Sordariomycetes; Togniniales; Togniniaceae
Product: putative n-carbamoyl-d-amino acid hydrolase protein
Exons: 1
Coding region: 1-1074 (357 amino acids)
Molecular function (GO): hydrolase activity, acting on carbon-nitrogen (but not peptide) bonds, in linear amides
Source: RefSeq, a predicted model, not a curated record